AUGAUGUCCAGAAGCCAGUCGAGUCUGGGCUUUAUGGACUCCGGGAGGGAAGACCUCUCGGGGUCAGGGGUCCUGCCUGGGCAGCAGCAGCCGCCUGCGAACUCGGGCCCCAUCAACCUAUCGGGUCUGGUGUGCAAUGUCCGCCGCACGACAGGCAGAGAGCCGCACCCCCUAGUCGGGGCCACCACGACGAUAUUGGGCGACAAACUCUACGUGUUCGGUGGCCGUGUCCUGUCCAAAAGCCGCCCGCAACUGACGUCGGACAUAUACGAGCUGGACUUGAUCCGGCGUCACUGGACGAAGAUCGAAACCACCGGCGAUGUUCCUCGCCCGCGCUACUUCCACAGCGUCUGCGCGCUGGGCGAUCAGAAGCUGGUGUGCUAUGGCGGCAUGUCGCCUGCGCUGAAUGAACCGGCCCCGAACGGCUCAAACGGACAGGAGGCCCAGCCUGAGGUUGUGGUCAUGUCCGACAUACACAUAUUCGACGUGCCUUCACGGACAUGGACCCGUGUUACCGCCAUCGACUCCCCCCAGGGCCGCUAUGCCCACUGCGCCACGAUCCUGCCGUCCAGUGCCCAUUUCACCUCCGCCAGUGCCCCCUUAUCUGCGAUCCACCACAACCCCGCGUCGUCAAAUCCACACCAGGGGUCAAUCGGAGUGGAUAUCGAUGGGACUGGAGGCGCCGAAAUGGUAGUCGUCGGAGGUCAGGACAGUUCAAACCACUACAUUGAGCAAAUCAGUGUAUUCAAUCUGCGGAGCCUGAAAUGGACCAGCACCAGCCACCUAGGGAGAAGCUGUGGCGCUUAUCGCAGCGUGGUGGCUCCAUUAGUUGGCAUGAAUGUUUCCGACAUCGGGUCGGCUGCGGAGGAGCCGGAAGUACAGGAACCGCUGGAGGAUUCGCAGGUCGACGGAUGUCCGAUGUUGGUCUACUCAAACUACAACUUCCUGGACGUGAAACUGGAGCUCCAGGUGCGCCUAGCAGAUGGCCGACUGGUCGAGAAGCCUAUGCCCAGCCAGGCCUCGCCUCCGGGGUUGCGGUUCCCCAACGGAGGAGUCAUCAACGGGCAUUUCGUCGUGAGCGGAACCUACCUGACCUCCUCCAAGCAGGAAUACGCCCUCUGGGCCCUCGACCUCCGGACCCUUACCUGGGGCCGCAUUGAUGCCGGCGGGUCUGUGUUCGGCCACGGCAGCUGGAACCGCGGCGUCCUGUGGUCGCGAAGAAACACCUUCGUCAUCCUAGGCCACCGCAAGCGCAGCCUGGUUGAAGACUACAACCAUCGCCGCAUCAACUUCUCCCACGUCUGCAUGGUGGAACUCGAGGCCUUCGGGCUCUACAACAACGCGUGCCGCGCGGCGCCCACAUCAGGUUACAUGUCAUACAGCGCGCCAUCCAUUCCCGCGUCCAUGCAGCACAAACUGACCAAACUCACCUCCGGCGGCCGACCCUUCACCUCCGCGUCCGACGAACUCGGGCGCUUCGUCCAGUCCCUGCCCGAGAUGGCCGACAUGGAGCUCCAAGCCGUCGGCGGCGAGCGCAUCCCCGUGAACUCGCGCAUCCUGACCCGCCGCUGGGGCCCGUACUUCAUCCAGCUCCUCCGCGAAUCCUGCGACGGCAGCGGCGUCUCCGAAACCGCUACCCUCCGUCCCUCAGUCGCCGCCACGCACCGCAACUCCAGCAUCACCAUCACGCCCUCCAUCGGCCAUAACAGCACCUACUCCACGGCCAGCACCCUAGUCAGCAACCGCUCCGUCACCUCCAAAUCUCUCCUCGCCAACCUCGAGAUCCCCUCCGCCCAUAGCCUCUCGCCGACUUCCCGCCCCCGCGUCCUCUACCUCCCCCACACCGUCCUGACCCUCCAAGUCCUCGUCCACUACUUCUACACCUCCUCCCUCCCCCCCGCCAACUCCCCCUCGCGACGCCCCAAAUCCUCUGCUCGCUCCUCCAACUCGCCCGCCCCUAUCAACGGCCUCGGCGGCACCCUCGAAGCCCUGAACGGCGCCCACCUCGCCACCCUCGAAUCCGUCGCCACCAGCACCACCACAACUGGCACGACCACCGGCACGACCCCCUCCCAUCAAAGCCACCUCACCUCUGACUCCUCCGACACCGAACACGGCACGUCGACCAUCUCCGCCACCAGCUCCGCCACCGGCAGCAACACCACCGGCUCCCGCGGCAUCCCGCUGCGCAUCAACACGAACAUCUUCAGCCGGCGUCAGCGCAGCACCGCCGGCCUCGACCGGGAGACUGAACGCGAACGCAAACUCAUGCUCGAGCGGGAACGGGAACGGGAACGUGAACGUGAACGUGAACGUGAGCGCGAGCGUGAGCGCGAAGACUCCAUUAGUAAUGCGAGUACAUCCACCUCUGUCUCCAGUUUAAACGAUCACUCCGAUUCCGAGAUGGUGGGGUCCUCGUCCAGGAGGAAUACGGAGGCGGAGAUGCGGCCCGAGAGGGAGAUCUGGACGGGCGAUUUGAGUUGUGUUAUUGGACUGCAGAAGCGGGGGCUCAGGGGGUUGAUGGAGGGGAGGAGGCUCAGGGAGAGGAAUGUUAGGCCCUCGGCUAGUUCGGGUGGUUUGGAUGUUGUGGCUGCGAAUAAUCAGGUGCAUGUGCAGCCUUUGGCGGGUGGGGUUUAGGGGGCUGGGUGGUUGUAACGUGGAAUCUCCAUGUGAGUGGUUGGGGGAUGGGGACGAUGAACGGCGAUGAUGUAGUGCAUUGAUUGUGCAUUCGUUACUCUGGAUAUUUAGGGUGCCUUUAUCGAGUGGUACAGUGUCG
This is a messenger RNA of Aspergillus heteromorphus CBS 117.55, 2776 nucleotides long. RefSeq names its product putative regulatory protein Ral2. Gene Ontology annotation, cellular component: mitochondrion; cytosol. Lineage: Eukaryota; Fungi; Ascomycota; Eurotiomycetes; Eurotiales; Aspergillaceae. Gene Ontology annotation, biological process: cell redox homeostasis. Gene Ontology annotation, molecular function: protein binding. The transcript is spliced from 2 exons. Bases 1 to 2637 code for a protein of 878 amino acids. The record is from RefSeq and is a predicted model, not a curated record.